AUGGCCUUCAAACAGCUCGUUAUCUUCUUCUUUUGCCUAUUCUACGGACAGGUUGUCGUAGGCUCAGGGUGCAAUCAAAUUCACUGCCAGGUGUCUGUAUGCGCUCCGAAUGCAGACGAGGCGUACAACGUGGCAAGCCUUGGUCUCGUUGCAAUCAUGGGACCUGACUGCGCGAGCUGGCAACCAAAUUCGCCCGUGAGCGGAGGCCAAGGUGCGUGCGCCAAUGGCCUUCAGACAUACACUGGUGCUUUCGAUAUCUGGCGAGGCUGGAAUGCGAUGGGUGGCGAUUACUCUGCUACUUUCGCGCAAUGGGGGAACUUUUUGGGCGCCACUUGCACUGGCGGCAAGACUGUCUCAUGCGAUCCAAAGUCAGGACAGUAUCCUAAUCCCGUCAAUGGAAAGUGUCAAACUCAGCAAUGUGUUAUCGACAAAACUUGUUAG
Messenger RNA from Colletotrichum abscissum, 441 nucleotides. RefSeq lists its product as uncharacterized. The record is from RefSeq and is a predicted model, not a curated record. The transcript has 3 exons. Bases 1 to 441 code for a protein of 146 amino acids. Lineage: Eukaryota; Fungi; Ascomycota; Sordariomycetes; Glomerellales; Glomerellaceae.